Messenger RNA from Trichosurus vulpecula (common brushtail), 2040 nucleotides. RefSeq names its product collagen type X alpha 1 chain (gene COL10A1). The transcript is spliced from 2 exons. The coding region runs from base 1 to 2040 and encodes 679 amino acids. Lineage: Eukaryota; Metazoa; Chordata; Mammalia; Diprotodontia; Phalangeridae. Gene Ontology annotation, molecular function: protein binding. The record is from RefSeq and is a predicted model, not a curated record.
AUGCUGUUACAAAUAGCCUUUUUGCUGCUAAUCUCUAACUUUGCUCAUGGUGGGUUUUAUGCUGAACGAUUCCAAUCCCCUACGGGAAUAAAGGGGCCACCACCCAAUCCAAAGGCGCAGUUUUUCAUUCCUUAUACCAUAAAGAGUAAAGGCAUACCAAUAAGAGGAGAACAAGGUCUUCCUGGACCACCAGGCCCCACAGGCCCCCGUGGACAGCCUGGACCUUCUGGACCUCCAGGAAAGCCAGGCUAUGGAAGCCCAGGGCCUCAAGGGCAGCCAGGUAUGCCAGGACCACCAGGACUGUCUGCAGUUGGGAAACCAGGCUUGCCAGGUCUCCCAGGAAAACCAGGUGAGAGAGGACCAUAUGGAGAGAAAGGAGAUGUUGGACCUGCUGGCUUACCUGGGCCAAGAGGACCACCGGGACCUCCUGGAAUUCCUGGCCCAGCUGGGCUAUCUGUUCCAGGCAAACCAGGACCACAAGGGCCAACAGGGGCCCCAGGACCAAGAGGUCUUCCUGGAGAAAAAGGUGUACCAGGCAUCCCUGGUAUAAAUGGACAGAAGGGUGAAAAUGGAUAUGGAAUUCCUGGAAGGCCAGGUGAGAGGGGCCAUCCAGGUCCACAGGGUCCCAUGGGACCUCCAGGACUUGCUGGAGUAGGGAAAAGGGGAGAAAAUGGAUUUCCAGGACAGCCUGGUGCUAAAGGAGAUAGAGGUUUCCCAGGGGAAAUAGGCCCACCUGGCCUACCAGGUCCCCAGGGUCCCCGUGGAGAACCUGGAGCAGCAGGAAUAGGAAAGCCAGGAGUCAAUGGAGCACCAGGAUUGCCAGGGACACCUGGAACCAAAGGUCUUCCAGGAGCUCCAGGAAUAGCGGGUAUGCCAGGUACACCUGGAUUUGGUAAACCAGGCUUACCAGGGAUGAAAGGACAGAGGGGACCUGAAGGCCUUCCAGGGGCUCCAGGAGUCAAAGGGGAACAAGGUCCAGCAGGCCACCCAGGGCAACCAGGUUUGGAUGGACCCCCAGGACGCAUGGGACCCCAAGGACCAAAAGGAAUACCAGGUAACCAUGGCAUUCCUGGUCCUAAAGGGGAGGCAGGACCAAUAGGCCCUGUAGGGUACCCAGGAGCCAAGGGAGAUAGAGGCCUACCUGGGCUAGAAGGAAAACCAGGUUACCCAGGAGAACCAGGUCUCAAUGGUCCCAAGGGCAACCCAGGUUUACCAGGCCCAAAAGGGGACACUGGAUUGGGGGGUUCUCCUGGUUUACCAGGCCCUGUAGGAGCAGCUGGAGCUAAGGGCAUACCAGGACACAAUGGUGAGCCAGGUCCUAGGGGAGCCCCUGGAAUACCAGGAACAAGAGGCCCAAUUGGGCCACCAGGAAUUCCAGGAUUUCCUGGGACUAAAGGAGACCCAGGAAGUCCAGGCUUGCCUGGCCCAGCUGGUAUUGCAACUAAAGGACUCAAUGGACCAAUGGGGCCACCAGGGCUACCAGGUCCAAGAGGCCAUAAUGGAGAGCCUGGACGUCCAGGGCCCCCAGGACCUCCAGGCCCACCAGGUCAAGCAGUCAUGCCAGACGGCUUUAUAAAAGCUGGACAAAGGCCAAGCUUAUCAGGGACACCUCUAGUAAGUGCAAAUCAGGGUAUAACAGGAAUGCCUGUAUCAGCUUUCACAGUUAUCCUCUCCAAAGCCUACCCUGCAAUAGGCACUCCAAUUCCAUUUGACAAAAUCAUCUAUAACAGGCAACAGCACUAUGACCCAAGAACUGGAAUUUUUACCUGUAGGAUACCAGGUCUAUACUAUUUCUCCUACCAUGUACAUGUGAAAGGGAAUCAUGUGUGGAUAGGCCUGUAUAAGAAUGGUACCCCCAUAAUGUACACCUAUGAUGAAUAUACAAAAGGAUACUUGGAUCAGGCUUCAGGGAGUACCAUCAUAGAUCUCACAGAAAACGAUCAAGUGUGGCUACAGCUACCAAAUGCAGAAUCCAAUGGUUUAUAUUCUUCUGAGUAUGUCCAUUCAUCUUUCUCAGGAUUUUUAUUUGCUUUAAUAUAA